Messenger RNA from Copidosoma floridanum, 9038 nucleotides. It is a transcript of the gene Obsc, whose product is annotated as Obscurin. Lineage: Eukaryota; Metazoa; Arthropoda; Insecta; Hymenoptera; Encyrtidae. Gene Ontology annotation, molecular function: ATP binding; protein kinase activity; protein binding. The record is from RefSeq and is a predicted model, not a curated record. Gene Ontology annotation, biological process: protein phosphorylation.
UCGCUCGUGAUAAAGAACGUGACGGCGCAGGACGCGGGCGUGUACAAGAUCCGGGCGAGGAACGAGCUCGGGGCCGACGAGACGCAAAUCGAGCUGGUGGUAAAAUCGGCGCCCAAGAUAACGCGCCGGCAAACCGACAUGUCGGUGGUAGCCGGCGAGAGCAUCCGCGCCGAGGUCCAGAUCCGGGGCUCGCCCACCCCCGAGGUCACCUUCUACAAGAACAACCAGCCCCUCCGCGACUCGGACCGCGUGACCAUAACCCGCGAGCCCGACGACCUCCACGUACUCACGAUCCGAGGGGCGCGCGCCGACGACGCGGCCUCCUACUCGGUAAACGCCCGCAACGAGAUAAACGAGACCUCGCAGUUCUGGGACGUGUCGGUCAAGUACCCGCCCCGCAUCUCCAAGGGCCUCGGGGAGCCCCGGCUCGUCGAGAUGGGCGACACCCUCACCCUGUACAUCGAGCUCGAGUCCGAGCUCCCGGCCACCGUGGUCUGGCUCAAGGGCGGACAAGUCGUGCGGGAGAGCGAGCGCGUGAGCUUCGCCUGCGAGGACGGCCAGAGCCCCGGGAGCAAGCGCUACUCGAUGCGGGUGGAGGGCCUAGUGGACACGGACACGGCCAGCUACGAGGUCGAGGCUUCGAACAGGGACGGCAAGUCGCGGGACCAGACGGGGGUCCAGGUGCGCUCGGCCCCGCUGUUCCGGCGCAAGCUCGAGGAGGUGGUGGUGGCCAAGGAGGGCGAGCAGGGGCUCGAGCUGCUGGUGGAGGUCGAGAGCUUCGCCAAGCCCGAGGUGGCGUGGUACUACAAGGGCUCGCAGAUCACCGAGGCCAAGAAGGAGUACGCGUGCACCGAGGGGACAGCCAACUCGUACAAGCUGACGAUCAAGAGCGCGAAGCCCGAGGUGGCGGGGGUGUACACGUGCAAGGCGCGGAACGAGGUUGGGGUGAGCGAGUGCUCGGCCAACGUGACCGUGCAUUACCGGCCAAAGUUGCUCAAGAAGCUCGCCGAUCAGAAGGUCAAGGAGGGGGAUACCCUGAAGCUGACGGUGCAGGUGUCGGCCCUGCCCGAGCCGGAGAUCAAGUGGUACAAGGACGGCCAGGAGGUGUCGGCGGACGCGAGGAUCAAGAUCACCCGGGACAGCCAGCGCCUCGAGAAUUACGACCUCACGGUCACGCUGCUCAAGUAUACUGACGGCGGUGUGUACGAGGUCAGGGCCCAGAAUGAGCUCGGCUUCGUCACCAGCAAGAGCAAGGUCAUCGUGCUCACCAAAUCUGAGGAGACUGUAGAAGAAAACGAGGGAAUGAGUAAAAAAGAGGUCGUCGAGAGUGUGAAAGUCGAAGAAGAAAAAUCCAAACAGGAAGACGUGUCGGAGGAGAAACAAAACGCAGAUCUGUCCGAGGCAGAAGCGUCACCAAUAAUCGCCAGCUCGACGCUGGAGGACCGCGACAUAUUCGCGACGCAGAGCACGAGCUACGAAAUAAGAGUGACAGGGCUGCCCAGACCCGAAGCCAAGUGGUUCAAGGACGGCAAUCCCCUGAAGAUAUCGAAGCGCGUGCAGUACUCGACUGUCGGCGAGGUCUUCCAAUUGUCCGUGAACAAGGCACUCGAGGAAGACACUGGCGUCUACAGCGUCGUAUUCACCAAUAAGCUGGGCGAAAAGUCACUCGAGGGUUUCCUGAACGUCGAGCCGGUGGACGAGCUCCGAAGACCGAAGCUCCUCGAGCCACUGAGCGAUGCCGACGUUGACGAAGGCAAAACUGCCGUCUUUAGGGCGGUUAUCGUCGGUGACCCCAUACCAGUAGCUACAUGGAAGUUGAAUGGCAAUGUCAUAGACACCGAGGACGACAGAUACAAGGCCACGGUCGAGAGUAAAGUCAUAGAAGAUUCGCUGAAGCAAUGCACGUACAAACUAGAGAUUAAAGGUUGCCAGCCCGAUGACGUGGGUAAUUACACGCUACAUGUGCAAAACGAAUACGGGGAGGCAUCGACUAACGCUGAUUUGAAUUUGCGCACCGCUCCGGUAUUUGAGGAGUUCAAGGACCUUCGGGCCCCUGUUGGCGAGGUCGUGGUAUGGGAGGCGGUGAUCAAGGCCAAUCCAAAACCCAAGGUCGUCUGGCAGCGUGAUGGCCGCGACGUAACCGAGGAUGCUGGUCGCCGUUUCAGCACCGAAGACGAAUACAAGCAGAAAAAAUACAGGCUGAAGAUCAAGGGGCUGGAAGUGUCGGAUGCCGGAAGCUACAAGAUUGUCGCGAGCAACGAGAUGGGCGAGGCCUCGGAGGAAGCCCAGCUGAAGCCAUUCACUCAGCCUCCGGUGUUCACGAAGGAGCUGAAGAAUUACGAGUCGGUGCGCGACCAGAACAACUACGAGGCGGAGGUCCGGCUGACGGGGUACCCGAGGCCCACGAUAGCCUGGCUGAAAAACGGCGAGGAGAUCCGCGAGGACAUGCGCAACACGAUGACGUCGAGCGCCGAGGGCGAGGAGCUCAGCGCCAAGUACACGAUCGAGCACUUUGGGGAGAGCGACGCGGGCAACUACAGCUGCGUGGCCACCAAUCUAGCGGGCACGGCGCGCUGCGAGACCGAGCUCUCGCUCACCCGAUUCCCGCCCAAGUUCUUCCGCAGCCUGCCGCCCUCGCUCGACCUCGAGCAAGGCGAGCCCCUCGAGCUAUUUGCCAAGUGCGACGGCAGUCCCAUACCCCUCGUGGCAUGGUACAAGGACGGGGAGAUGAUCGUGCCGAACGAGCGCCUCAAGCUCGACGUGCUCCCCGACGGCACGAUGCGGCUCUCUAUCGACUCGGUUCGGCCCAUCGACUCGGGGGCCUACAAGGUCGUCGCCUCGAAUUCAGCCGGCGUCAAUCCCUCGCAGUGCUCAGUCGCCGUCAAGCCCGAGGCGAAGGAGCCGUACUUCAAGAAGGGUCUGGAGGACGUGAAGGCGAAGGUGGGCGAGCCCUUGAAGCUCGAGGCGCAGAUCGUGGCGUUCCCGAACCCGCAGGUCCAGUGGCUGAAGGACAACAUGCCGCUGAGGCCCUCGAAGGAGAUAUACUUCAGCAACGAGCCCAACGGCCUGAUCGGCUUGUCGAUCGAUAGGCUGAGGCCCGAGGACGCGGGCACGUACUCGGUGCGCGCGUCCAACGCCCUGGGCGAGGUCACGGGCGAGGCGGUCGUCGAGGUCGAGGAGGCAGACUCCGAGCCGGCCUUCGAGGCCACCCUCCAGCCGACCACCGUCGUCGAGGGCUUCCCGGCCAAGCUCGAGGUUAAAUCCGUCGGGAAGCCGAAACCCCUUCUCAAGUGGACCCACAACGGCCAUGAGGUGGUGCCGGACGGAAAGCACGUGCGGAUCGAGGAUCAGCCGGACGGUAGCCAGGCGCUGUUGAUAGACAAGGCGGGCCCGGGAGACGCGGGUGAGUACGAGGUAGUGGCGAGCAACAGCCGGGGCGACAGGUCGAGCAGAGCAAAGCUGGAGGUGGCCAGCCGGCAGCGGGCGGGAGAGCCCGAGGAGCCGCCGCAGUUCUUGUCGCCGCUGCGCGACAUCAGCAUCGAGGAGGGCAAGCCCCUGUGCCUGCAGGCCCUCAUCUCCGGGAACCCCGUGCCCGAAGCCGUGUGGAGCUUGAACGGCCGGGCCCUCCAGCCCACAAACCGGCUGCGUCUCAGCUGCGACGGCCGCAAACUCGGGCUCGAGCUCAGCCCGAGCGAGGCCAACGACUCGGGUGACUACAUCUGCGAGCUGCGCAAUCCCCUGGGUAGUGACCGUAGCGGCGCCAACGUCAGCGUAAGGAAGACCGGCCAGCCGCCCGUCUUUGAGCAGCGGCUCGCCGAUCUGCAGCAGGAAAUGGGCCGCGAGGCCAAGUUAUUGGCGCGGGUACACGGAAUACCCCGGCCCGAGAUCAGCUGGUACUUCAACGACGCGCCCAUCCAAACGGAGACGCGCCCCGACAAGUACAAAAUACGCCGCGACGGCGAGAUCUGCUGCCUCUACGUGCACGACUGCAACUACGGCGACUGCGGUCGCUACAAGUGUCGGGCCGUCAACCGCGAGGGCACCGCCGAGUCCGAGGCCUCGCUCUCCGUCCUCAAGGAGCUGGAUAAGAAGCAAAAGAUGGAGCCGCCCUCGUUCCUGAAGCGUCUCGGCGAUUGCGAGGUGUACAAGGGAAUGACGGCCAAGUUCACGGCUUGCGUGACCGGCUGCCCGGAGCCCGAGUACGAGUGGUUCCGCGACGACACGAAGCUCUGGCCGACCGACAGAAUCCUCAUGGAGAACGAGGGCGCCGGCCUGCUCCGGCUCUCCAUCUACCACGUCGACGAGGACGACGCGGGCAAGUACUCGCUUCGCAUAUUCAACCCGUAUGGCGAGGACAGGUCGACCGGCGAGAUGAUAUUCGAGUCUAUAGAGCCGCGCAACAAGCGCCUGGUCGACCAGUACACCGAUCUCGACCGGUACAAGAAGAGCGGACUCCCUCUGCCCCUGGCCGAUCGCCCCAUCAUCAGCCGCAUGAUGGACCGGCACUUGACCCUCAGCUGGAAGCCGUCCAUACCAUCGGCGGGCCAGCCCCGCUUGCCCGUCACCUACCAGGUCGAGAUGCUCGAGCUGCCCGACGGCGACUGGUUCACCGCUCGCACGGGAGUACGGGGCUGCGUCUGCGACAUACGGAACCUGAUACCCUUCCGGGACUACAGGUUCCGUGUGCGCGUCGAGAACAAGUACGGGGUCAGCGAGCCCUCGCCCUACGCCCAGACCCACAGGGCCCGGCUCGAGCCCGAGCCACCCAAGUUCUACCCCUACCUACCCCCGGGCAUCGACUUUCGCCCCGAGAGCUCGCCCUACUUCCCCAAGGACUUUGACAUCGAGCGCCCACCCCACGACAACUACGCCCAAGCUCCGCGCUUCCUCCGCCAGGAGUACGACACCCAGUACGGCGUCAAGAACCAAAACUCGAAGCUGUUCUGGUUCGUGUACGGGUACCCGAAGCCGCGGAUGAGCUACUUCUUCGAGGGCGAGCCGAUCGAGAGCGGGGGCCGGUACGACUACACGUACACGCGGAACGGCCAGGCGACCCUCUUCAUCAACAAGAUGCUGGAGCGCGACGUGGGUGAGUACGAGGCAGUUGCGACGAACGAGCACGGGGAGGCUCGGCAAAAGGUGCGCCUCGAGAUAGCCGAGUACCCCACCUUCAUCCUUCGCCCCGAGGAGACCCACACCUUGGUCCGCAAGACCGUUAGGCUGGAGGCGCGCGUCGUCGGCGUGCCGCGCCCGGAGUUGAAGUGGUUCAAGGACUGGAAGCCCCUGGCCGCGUCGACCCGCGUGAAGAUGAGCUUCGUCAAGCCCGACUUUUGUAGUCUGGUGAUCGAGGACGUCAUCCAGAAGGACGAGGGCCUGUACUCGAUCUCGGCGAGCAACGUCGCGGGCUCGGCGUCGAGCUCAGCUAUGAUCCACGUCGGCGAGUCCGAGGCGGACUGGCGCUACAAGAACUACGCGCACAAGGAGGAGGUGGUCCCGCGCCAGCGGCGCCUCAGCGAGGACUACGAUCUCGGGGACGAGCUCGGCAGCGUCAAUAUGCAGCAAGUCUGCAGGGGCACCCAAGGUGUGGUCUACCACGCGGUCGAGCGCGCGACCGGCAAGAGCUUCGCGGCGAAACAGAUGCACGGCCAGGCCGAGCUCAAGAAUCUCAUGUACAACGAGCUCGACGCUAUGAACAACCUCAACCAUCGCAAGCUCCUGCGUAUACACGACGCGUACGAGGACACCGAGGACCCCUCUCUGUUGACUCUCAUCACCGAACUAGCUGCGGGUGGGGAGCUCGUCGACAACAUCACCAAGAAUCCCUACUACAGCGAAAGCGACGUCGCGCGCUACAUCCGCCAGCUGCUCGAGGGGCUUGAUUACAUGCACAAGUCUGGCUGGGCCCAUCUUGGCUUGACGCUCGGUGACCUGUUGAUCUCACACCCGGGCAGCGACGACCUCAAGAUCGGCGACUUUGGCCUGGCCAGGCGGAUCAUCCGCAACAAACUGAUGACGCUGAUGUACGGGAUGCCCGAGUUCGUGCCUCCGGAGGUGCCGAACGGCGAAGGCGUCGAUUACGGCACGGACAUGUGGAGCACCGGCAUCAUAUCGUACAUCCUCCUCUCGGGAAUCUCGCCCUUCCGCGGCGUCAACGACCGCGAGACCCUCACCAAGAUCAAGGAGGGCAAGUGGUCCUUCGACGAGGACCGCUGGCGCGGCAUAUCCGACGAAGCCAAGGACUUUAUCAGGCGGCUGCUCGAGUACCAGACCGAGCGGCGCAUGGACGCCGAGACGGCGCUCAAGCACCCGUGGCUGAAGCUGGCCGACUCGGGGGCCCCGGGCGACCACAAGAUAGCCUCCGAGCACCUGCGCAACUACUACAACCAGUACCGGGACUGGUACAAAAACGCGGCCUGUCGCACCUGGUACCGCAGACGCCGGCUGAGCGGGGCCUUUGAGCAUCCCUCGAAGAUGGUCUACCCACCGGGUCACCGUUACACCCCUGAGCCAAAUCCCGAGCGGCCGAGUCACAAAAAGUCGCCGCCCAGCAGCAGCUGGGAGAAACGCGUGCCUUCGCGGGAGCCGAUCGACACGGAGAUCGGCAUGAUCAAAUCGGAGAGCCACUACCAGAACGGUCCGGACACCUAUCUGCUGCAGCUGCGCGAUACCGAUUUCCCAGUACGACUACGCGAGUACAUGAAGGUCGCGCACAACCGAGGAACUGGCUUUUCGCGCGUCUUCUCCGACGACGCCUACGACUGGAGGACGCCCAUCAUCCGGGAGCGACGACGGUUCACGGACGUGAUGGACGAGGAGAUAGACGACGAGCGCAAGGCGAGGAUCAACCAGUACGGAACUGGGGCGGACGUGGCAACGAUGCGGCGAUUGCGCCACGAGCUGGGCACGCGCCUCGACAGUUACGCCGAGGUCGAGGCCUUCAUGCAAGAGAACAAGGGCAACACGGGCGGACAGCUGCCCUUCCUGCGCGAAAAGCCCCAGAGCCAGCCAAUCCGCGAAGGAGAGCCGGCCCAGAUGAGUUGCCUGGCAGUGGGUAAUCCAGCGCCGCUGGUGCAGUGGUUCCGCAACGAGAGCGUGGUCCUCGAGUCGGCCCGAGUGACCAUAACCGAGGACGCGGAGGGGCGCUCGGUGUUGAAGUUUAACCCGGCACGCGAGCACGACCAGGGACUGUACAAGGUGGUGGCGCGUAACAAGUUUGGCCAAACGGUGGCCAGAGCCCGGCUGGUGGCUGCUUGCACCCCCAGUGCUCCCGACUCCCCCGAGGUAGCCGACGCCUCCGACACCGAGAUCCUGCUGCGCUGGAAGCAACCGCGCCACGACGGCCAGGCACCCGUGCUCUGUUACAGCUUGCAGGCGCGCGAGGGCGACGCGGUCGAGUGGCAGGAGCUCGCCGACAACAUAGACCACGAGUUCUUCCUCGCCAGUGGGCUCAAGCCCAACACCAGCUACAACUUCCGGCUGGCGGCGCGCAACCGAGUCGGUUGGGGCGAGUUUGGCUGUCCGACGCGCCUCGAGGGAGUGCCCCCGGUCCAGCUGAGCCGGGCCCAGCGUCACUUGCAGCGGCUGACAGAGUCCGGCCGGCCCGUGCCCCUCGACGGGGGUCUCGGGCCGGGAGGCUCCGGACGGCCGGACUACGCGGCCGAGACGAACCCGCCCGACUGGCAGCGCGAGCCCGGCUUGCUCGGGGAACGCUACGGCUUCGUGUCCGAGGUGGCCCGGGGCCGGUUCAGCCUCGUGGCCAAGGGCAUCGAGCGCUCGACCGACCGGGUCGUCGUCGCCAAGAUCUUCGAGCGCCGGCCCGACACCGAGGCCCUCGUCCAGGCCGAGUUCGAGGCCCUCCGCUCCCUGCGCCACGAGCGCGUCUGCCAACUCGAGGCGGCCUACAUGCCCGAGGGCUCGCCCAUCGCCGUCCUCGUCCUCGAGAAGCUUCAGGGAGCGGACGUGCUUACUUACCUGGCCAGCCGCCACGAGUACAGCGAGAACUGCGUCGCCAACGUCGUCGGCCAGGUCCUCGACGCCCUGCAGUACCUACACUGGCGCGGCGUCUGUCACCUGGAUCUCCAGCCCGACAACGUCGUCAUGGCUUCGCUGCGCUCCGUCCAGGUGAAGCUCGUCGACUACGGCUCGGCGCGUCGGGUCUCCCGCCUCGGAAGCCCGUGGCCCGCCGAGGGGCCUCUUCCCGGCCACCCGGAGUACAUCGCCCCGGAGGUGCUGAACCGCGAGGCAGCCUAUCCCCAGUCGGACAUUUGGCAGCUGGGCGUCCUCACGUACGUGCUGCUGUCGGGGGUCUCGCCGUUCCGCGGUGACGACGCCAAAGAGACGGCCCAGAACAUUACGUUCGUGCGGUACCGCUUCGAGUACCUCUACAAGGAGCUCAGCCAGGAGGCGACGCGCUUCUUUAUGCUGCUGUUCAAGCGCGCGCCCAGCAAACGACCUACCGCGGAGGAGUGCCAGGAGCACCGCUGGCUCAUGCCCACGGACUACAUGAUCAAGAAGCGGGAGCGCUCGGUCUUCCUGGGCAACCGGCUCAAAGAGUACAACGAGGAGUACCACGAGCAAAGGCGCCAGUGCACCGUGGAACAUGGCAGACUCGGCGAGGCUUUUGGCUCGUCCCAGCGCGAGCUCGCCAGGUCGAACAGCAUACAGGACGAGCUGCUCACGACAUUCUGAGCGGACCGUGGCCUCCUCAUCCUCGAAGCUCACCGUCAUCUUCGUCCCUCCGAUCCAUCAUCUCCUUUCCUCAUACACAUUGCAGCUUCUUCUACUCUCACUUACACCGCACGCUACUACUUUUUUCCCCCUCGUUCAUCACUUCAUCAUCGUCAUCAUCGUCAUUCAUCAUCAUCGUCUCAACCCCUCAUUCAACUUAGUUCUUCGUUAUUUUACUGUAUUUAAUUAAUUAUUUUUAUGGUAUCGAGCGAUGUUCUGGUCGAUUAAGGGCAGGAACGAACAAUCGAAAGAAACAAAUGUACAUUUCUCGACGACGAAACAAAUAAAAAAAAAAAAAAAAAAAAAAAAAA